CUCCUGUGUGUCUCUCUACUGAUCGUAUUUAUUCAUCUUCACAGUGAUCUUCCAGAGAAUCGGUAGAGGACAUUGUGGCAGUGGCCCAAAUCGUGGCCUGACCUUUAUUCCGUGGCACAGGGGGACCUUCCUGUGACUGGCAGGAUGCAGAGUAGCGAAAGAAGCACCCGUUCCUCCAAGAGACAUGUUCUUGAGCCAACACCAAACCGUGAGCCCCCGAACACGACACCAGACAGCGGGCAGUACAUAUGCAUCGAGUGCAGUGAAACGUUCAACAAUAAGCUGGAGCUGAACUCUCAUCGUCAGAGUCAUGUGACCAAAAAGCAGUUCACGUGUUCCCAUUGCGGGAGAGGAUUCCACCACCAGUUCUUCUUACAAAUGCAUGAGAGAAGCCAUGAAGAUGGGAUCUCCCGCACGCUGAUGACUAAGCCUUCUACUAGUCGUGUCAUGUCCACUAGGAGCAGAAAGCCAUUGCCCGAAGCCGAUAUUAUUCACGUCACGGCUUCCCCCUCCAGGUCUGUCUAUCACCUCAACUCCAAAGUAGAAUUCAAGAAGGAAUGGAAAAGCAACCAAAAUGUCACCCCCACCGAAUGUGUGACGAGGCGCACCCAAGGGACCUAUACUCCUGCCCACCAGAGAACAGACGGCUCUGACAAGAAUGCACAGUUUGAGUUGAGAAUAUCUAAGCUUUCUGACAGCAGUGUACAUCUUAUUGACCCUUACGGAAAUACCCUGGAGAUCUUGGCUGAGGUCUUUAACACUUACACCAUCGGGGAAGCUGAGGAAGAGGAUGAGAGUGUGAGCACCAGCAGUGAGUCCAGGCCCUCCGAUAUCCCUGAUGCACCCCCCUCCAGUACUGUCCAUCCUGAUAAGGUAGACGAGAUGGAGACUCUUUCUUCAUCUCCAGCAGAAGUAUCUGAACCCAGUGAGACCAUAUACCAUGAUGCCAUGUGUGGUGUCCCGUCUGUCUCCAGUCCCAGCAUCUCCCCUAAGACCUUGCCUGAUCUUGGUGAUGAUUCAGAGGACGUUCUCCCCCAACAGAUGUUUUGUGAAGAUGUAGUCAAGCAACCAGACACUGAAACUCCCAAGAAUUCUACUGAGCUGGAAAGUCUUCCAAAAAAUGCUGAAGACUCCAUGAUAACUUGUGAUGAACAGGCGGCUCCAAAAGGUCCUGUCGUAGGAGAAUUGACUGUGUGUAACAAUGAACUCUCUGUAGUCACCGGUCAGACUCAGGACGCUUCACUGAAGGUUGCCGUUCAAGAUGACCCUAGCUCUGUGGAAAAUUCUGAGGUGUUACGGGGUGAAGAUCUCCACAAAGAGGAUGAUUCUCCUAAACCUACUAUACAUGUUGACCACCAGGAACAAGAUGGCAGUGUUUCCUCUCUCCCACCAGUAACAGAGAGUCCAUCCGUGACUGUUUCACAGGACGUGAGUGAAGAUAAAGAUCAGUUGGCUACAUUGUGUGCAGAGGAUAGUAACCAGCUUAAAAGCGAUCAAGAGACAAGUCUGCCGGAAGCUGUUACCGAACACAACAUAAAAGAAAAAGGUCUGGAAGGGUCUGAAGCAGAAGCGUCGCUCGCCAGUCUAGAUAAAGUGCAAGAGGUAACUAUGGAAGUUGACAGGACAGAGCCACAAACGCCAGUCACAGAAUCACAUGAGCAUCAUAAAGAGGGCGUCCACGUGUCCUCCACUGAAGAUCAUGACCAUGCCCUCCACCCUGACCCCUCUACUGUCUGCGACACCCCUAUAGAUAAUAUAAAUGUUGCCCCAAAAGAUGGGAGUGAUGGGAAUGAGGCUGCUUCCAAGAGUGAACUGGAGCCGGAUCUAAGUGACGCCAGUGUUUGUAGAUUGGAUGGAGGAGUCCAUGAUCAGGCACCUAGCCCCCUGCCUCCUGACGAUGUCUGCGCUUCAGAGCCCCUAAAUAUAACAAGCGUGGUGAUGUCUCCUGACCAGAGACCCAUGAACUCAUCAGAUCAUGAGGAAAGACCUGAAAAAAGAGAUGACUGCAAGAAAGUCCUCAGUUUAUUGGACAAGCAAGAUACAGAGUCUGUCAUGUCUGACACUUUAUCACCAAUUGCCGGUGAUGCAAUGUUUGAAACACAGACUUCACCAGAACAAGUUCCAGAAACAAUGGGGGACGGUGGUGAAAUUGACUAUGAAAAGACUGAUGAUCUGCUCAUUGAUAACCUUUCACAGAAGAAUGAUCACAGCUCAGAGCCCAGUCCAGUCACUGACCCCAGGGAGAGUCCACUACUUCACCACAUCCAACCUCCAGGAGACAGUAAUGUCAAACAAGAUGUGAACUUAUCAGACAACAAGGUGAUGGACAAUGUCACCUCCUCAGCUGUGAAACAGUCUACUGAGAAUGAAGAGACAGAGGGGGGCGAUUCAGGGGUGACCCCUGUAGAGGCAGCUUCUCCUACACAUACAGAAAAUACAAUUGAUAAAUCCUCAUCUGAGGACAUCUCUAUGCAGGUCAACCAAUGUGAUGAUGUAGAGAAGAUUUCAGCAGUGGAGUCCAGUGAAAACAACCCAUCCAGUCUACUGGAGUCUGGGGCAUUGACUUCUACAGAUGAUUUACUGCCAAUUGGUGAGGAAGAUUUAUCUUUAACAAAUAACACAGAAAGUCGAGGUGUUUCCUUCAAUGUGCCGACCCUGGAAAGCAUCACAUCUGCUUUUGUCAAGGCUCAAGAACUUGUCUUAUCUCAGGAAACUACAACUACAGAGCAAGACCCUGCAGUAAGUGUGACCAGUGAUGAGAAGUUUGGAAGCUCCAAACCUAUAGAUGACUUGUUGCUCCAGAAAUUGGAGGGUGAAGAUUCAGGGACAACUCUGUCUCUUCUGGAACCGGCUUUAGCUUUGUCUCCUGACAUCGAGGACUUGUCUGAGAAAUGUUUGCUGAGCAGUGAUGAUAUGAAAGAUCUCACAGAAUGUGACAUUGAGAAGAACCUGUCCUUUGAGGAUCCACAGAAGCAGUACAUUCAGAUGUCUAACGCUGAUCUCACUGAAAACGACCUGUCCGAUGAUUUUGUUGCUUCUGGGAGUAUUUUACUUGAUGCUCCGAGUCUGGAAGAAACCACUAAAGAGGACGACAUCUCUGCAGUCUCUGUGGAGGGUGAGGGGACAUUGCAUGAGCUAUCAGACAUGCUCUCACCGGAAAUUCAAGAAAGUGAGGUUACAGAGAGCCAGGAUGACAAACUUCUAAGUGGCGGAGGCCCAUGUUUGAAAUGUGGGCGACGGGUCAGACGAGGUAGAAAAGAGCUGGUUUGGUUUCCCAUCUGCUAUAAGUGCCGGUUGAAGGUAAAACGUGAGGAGCGCCAUUCCGGUGAAGGUACCUCACCAGACUUCUCAAACUUCCUUAUCAAGCAGGAGGCGGACUCUGCGCAGGAUAAUGCCAUUUAUAGGACUGUUAAACCUGGUCACAAUAUACAUUCAAUUAAGCAAGAAUCUGCCUCCCUACUCCGAAAAAUGUAUAAAUGUCCAAAAUGUGUGAAAUCCUUCAGAAUCCCAUCGCUGCUCGCCAGUCACAUGAAAUGUCAUACGUUACCGCAGUGUUUGACCUGUGGAUGCCCAUUGACACUUGACAAAACCAAACGCAUUCCCAAGAGUUGCCGCAAAUGUGUCCAGAAGAUCAAGCAGCAGAAGAAAGAGCCCCGGGCCCUAUGUGCUGCGGGGGACGAGGAGGAGGACAGUCUGGAUUCUGACAGUGGAUCUCUGUCUGCUGACGAAGCAGAUCUACAGAGCCUGACCGAUGAUGAUGAACCCAGUCCAAGCUCUACUGAGAGAGAGGAAACUAUGCCAGGAAGUGUUAUGAGAGGAACCAAAUCAUUCCACUCUAAAGUCAUGAGAAAGCGUAAGAUGAAUCCUGCUAAACAUGCCCUGUACUGUACCUGUGAUGUCGUCUUAAAGAGUGGAGCAAGACAACCAAAGAUUUGUAAGAACUGCCAAAAGCCAGUCCAAGAUCGACUGGUCACCUUCUCUAAAGCAAGCCUUAUAGAGGGCUGUCAUACUGUAGGGGGCAAACAGUUAAAGACCAAGAAGCGGCCUCUAUUGGAGCCUGACCAAGAGAACAUGCUGCUAGGUGACUCUUCACUGAGCCAUGAGAACAAGCUGAGUCCUGAUGAUGACGACGGCAAUGAUGAUGAGUUCUGUAACGAAGAGAUUGAGUCUUUUACUGAAUUAAAUAGGAGUGACCAGUCAGCCCCCCCAGAUGGUGAAAAACCACGUCUAUGCCCGGAGUGUGGCAAAGUAUUUAAAUGCAAUCGGUCUCUGAAUCUUCACCUGUUGAGUCAUUCGGCCACACAGUGCGAAUCCUGCGGUUGUCGUCUGCAGAAAAAGAAGCGUGCGGGACGCUGGUCUAAGAGGUGUCGUGUCUGUAGACUCCUCACCAAAGAUAAAGGACUUCCUGACAAUGCCAUAGAAGAUGAGCUUCAAAGUGAUAAGAUCCCCAAGGAGAAGAACGUGGCUUCUGUCCGACUGAAGAUGAAACGGGCAAAGGCAGUGAGAAGUAAAAUCAAAUCUGCUGCCAAACUCAAGAAAGAACUCAACUGGAUGAACAUGCUUUUGGCUGUGAAAGGUCUGACCCAAAAACCCAGAAAAAAGAAAGUACAGGCUAUAAAGAGUGCAAGGGAAGAGAAGUCUGGUUAUGGCUCAGAACCUGCUGAGGAGUCCGAGGCCUAUUCAAGUUCUGAGGAGAAAACCAGUCUUCUUAAAGGUCUUUCUACUCCUUCCAAGUGUGACCCUGGGCCUUCAGAGCUGCAUGUCCGUCAGAAGAAACUAUUGGGUGGAGUAUCGAAAGCCAAUAAGAAGUGUAUGUAUAGAGAGAAGAACAUUAUAAAGGUGGAGGAGCAGCAGCUGCCCCCGUAUAGUGAUGAUCCAUUGGGUACUGCAGUAUCUGUGAAAGAGGAGGAAGAAAACCAGUGUUUAGAAUGUAAUGAAAUUUUUCCGAACUUUGAUCUUCUGCUCGAUCAUCAGAAAGGUCAUUUUGAGGGCCAACCAUUCACAUGUUCACAGUGCCCUCAGAGCUUCUCUACAGAGCAGUAUUUGAGUAUUCACAUUAGUGCCCAUGCUGAAGGUCCUCCUUUCCGCUGCCCAGAGUGCAAUAAAACCUUUACUCGAAGGAACCACCUUGGAGUACAUAGACGUGUGCACACAGGGUCACGACCCUACGCUUGCCCUGAUUGUUCAUGCAGAUUUCGACAGAGGGGCAGCCUGAUUAUUCAUCGGUAUACACACAGGAACAUUCAACUCAUGAUGCUAAAACCAUAUCAGUGUUCAGUAUGUAAUAAAAGCUUUAAACAGAAGGAAAGGCUGGUCAUACAUGAACGCCUCCACACCGGGGAAUGCCCAUUCUCAUGUAAGGACUGUGACAAAGUGUUUCCCAGUAAGUCAAGGCUCUACGUACAUCGUAAGAUGCACAAAGUCCCUGAAGCUUCAUCUAGUGCAGAGCAGAAUGCAAGCUGUCAAGAAGAGUCAGAAGGUCCACCUUUCCAGUGCAAGGACUGUGAAAAGAUCUGCUCCACCAAGGCAAGCUUUGUUCUUCAUCGUAAGAUUCAUAAGUCUUCAGCUGUACUUGACCAGAGCAGCAGCAACAUGGAGAACCAAGAAGGGACCACAAAUGAGAUGCCAUCAACCUCUGAGGAGGAUCUUGGCAUAAAGACCGAACAGGAGGGAAAUCCUUUUAGUUGUAACGACUGUACCAGGGUUUUCUCUACCAAGGCCAGUUUUGUCCUUCAUCGUAAAGUGCACAGUUUGGGUCAGAAUAGUCAAUUUGUGUGUAAAGACUGUGGUAAAGUUUGCUCCACCAAAGCUAGUCUUGUUCUUCACCGUAAGGUGCACAAGUCUCCAUUGAUGUCUGACCUCAAAGCAAAUAUUGGAGAUCCCCCUUACAUCUGCAAGCUUUGUAAAAAAGUCUGUUCUACCAAGGCCAGUUUUGUACUUCAUUGUAAAGUGCACAAAGUAUUGUCUGGCAGCGAAAAGAUCCUUAAGACGACCAUGGAGCAGAAAUCCUUCCUUUGUAAAAAAUGUGGGGUUGUCUGCUCAACCAAAGCCAGCUUUGUCCUACAUAGAAAGAUACACAGAUCCUCACCUAACCUUGAGCAGAAAGAUGGAACUGGGCCACAUCCUUUCACAUGCAAGGACUGUGGGAAAGUGUGCUCCACCAAGGCUAGUUUUGUUCUUCAUUGUAAGGUACACAAAGUAGUCCCAGACGGUGACCAGAGCUCAGUCCCUCAGGCCGAUGUGGAAGAGAAGCCUUACCAUUGUAAAGAAUGUGGCAAAAUCUAUUCGACUAAAGGCAGGCUUUUGUCCCACAUGAAACUACACGCUGAUCUGGAAACGUCUGCUGAGGGCGAGCAGCUGCUAAAUAUAGACGCAGAGGAAAAGCCUUUCGCCUGUCCCAUAUGCCACAUGAGGUUCACACGUCUGAAGAUUCUCGUCCGUCACAAGCUCAUCCAUGGGGAAGACGUCUUCAGGUGUGGACAUUGUGGAAAGAGAUUCUUGUUUCAGAAAUCCCUUAUGAAUCAUGUACCAGUCUGUCUGAAGAGGACCAAGGGGAAAGCCCUUCUGGGGAAAGAUAAGGUCCCGAAGAAGAGGAAACUUAAAGAUGGUAAUGAAGAGAGUGCCCCGAAGAAGAGGAAAUACGAGCACAAGAAAGCUGUGACUGCUGCGCAAAAACUAAAAAAUAAAAAGCUAAUGAAAGUUAAGAAGCUGGCAGCAAAUAAGGAGAAAACUAAACUGAAGAACAUCCAGGAGAAGAAGCUGAAGAAACCAAAGGGAGAAGCUGAGCUGGAUCCAGAGGCCGCGGGGGAGAAUGACGGGAAACAAGAGAGACCUCUGGAGAUUGGGACCAAGGAGAGCGGGAAAGAGAAGAAACCUAAAGAUGGGGCCAAAGUGAAGAAGAUUCUGAAGAAAGUGCCACAGAAGCGGCAAAAGGUUAGUAGUGAAAGCCUAAAGAAGUGGAGGAUGAUUGCUGCCGCCACCGUCAAGAAGAGGAAACUUCAGGCUGUUAUUAGUGGAGGGAAGAAGAAUGCCACCAUGAAGAAGAAAGCUCCAAGUAAGACCAAGACAGGGGGGAAGAGCAGCAAGGAUUAAGGAGGACCUACCGCUCCUCCACGUGAUACAUAACAGUGUUUUUAAUCUCAUCAUAAUUAUCGAGCCGUUAACUUUGUAAUGUUGUAUUUUAAUAAAAAUCAUUGA
Hyla sarda is the source of this 7197-nucleotide messenger RNA. RefSeq lists its product as uncharacterized. Gene Ontology annotation, biological process: regulation of transcription by RNA polymerase II. Gene Ontology annotation, molecular function: RNA polymerase II transcription regulatory region sequence-specific DNA binding; DNA-binding transcription factor activity, RNA polymerase II-specific. The transcript has 2 exons. Lineage: Eukaryota; Metazoa; Chordata; Amphibia; Anura; Hylidae. Gene Ontology annotation, cellular component: nucleus. The record is from RefSeq and is a predicted model, not a curated record. Bases 145 to 7092 code for a protein of 2315 amino acids.